CUUAAUUUGUUUAAUGUGAUUAUUUAGAAAUCUCCUCUCCCUCCUCCGCCUCGGACCGCGUCUAACUCGGCCCUACUCGCCAUUCGCUCAAAGGAGAAACGAGGGGAAAAAGCCGGAGAGGAGGAGCUUGAAACCCUAAUCCCCGAUCCCUCGCCUCUCGAUCUCCUUCGAUCCCCAGCGUCGUCGUCCUCCUCGAUGCUUAACAGCAUCUCCAUCUCCGUCUCCGACGACGACGAGUUCGCCGGAAAGAUGCGCGUCCGCGUCCGCCAGAAGCGCAAGAAACCCGACCACCACCACCACCACCUACGGCGGCGGGAGAUUCUCCGGCGAGCCCUAAGGACGGCGGUGCGGUGGUGGCCGCUCCUCCUCUUCCUCCCCGCGAUCGCGUUGCUCCUCUUCGAGAGCUCGAAGCUGGGACGAAGCCCCCGGGACGAAGGGGCUAAGCCAGAUCUAGUCACCUCCGCUGGGGUUUGGACGUUGCGGAGCGAAGUGUCCCGAUCGGAUCGCGUCACCGUCUCCGGAGAGUCGCUGGGAAACCUAAAUCGCCUCGAUCACACCACUAGAGUCGUCAAUGGCGUAAGAGAGCCUUGCUUAAAGAUGCUAAGUACUGAGAAAUUGGAGAAUCUAGAUUUCCCAGCAACUGCAGAGCCCAAUUUUCCCAUAAGGAGAGUUGUUUAUAGAUCAGACUACCAUAAACAUCACACCGUCAAAGCCAAUGCUACUCAUUUUCUGGACCAAGUAGAGCGUACAAGGUUUAACUUAUUCACUGGAUAUCAAUCACUUCGUGAACGAGAAGCAAGUUUCAAGGUUCAUGAUUAUGUGAAUGAAACUGCUGUGGUGCAUUGUGGUUUUUACAGUGAUAAUGGAGGCUUUAAAAUUUCUGAUGAAGACAAAAAUUAUAUGAAAACGUGCAAAGCCGUUGUAUCCACCUGUGCAUUUGGUGGCGGUGAUGAUCUUUACCAACCUAUAGGCAUGACAGAGGCAUCUAUUAAGAAGGUAUGCUAUGUGGCCUUCUGGGAUGAAAUCACUCGCUCAGCUCAGGAAAAGGAAGGAAAAACCAUUGGUGAUGACAACAUGAUCGGUCAAUGGCGCAUAAUAGUUGUUAAGGAUCUUCCUUUCUCGGAUCAAAGAUUGAACGGGAAGAUACCGAAGAUGCUGAGCCAUCGCCUUUUUCCUAAAGCAAGGUACUCAAUCUGGGUGGACUCAAAAUCUCAGUUUCGAAGAGAUCCAAUAGGUGUGUUAGAAGCGCUUCUUUGGCAUACAAAUUCUGUCCUUGCUAUUUCUGAGCAUGGAGCACGAAGUAGCUUAUAUGAUGAAGGGAAGGCCGUUGUUCAAAAGCACAAAGCAACCCCUGAAGAGGUGGAAGUGCAAUUAAAUCAGUAUCGUCAAGAUGGGAUUCCUGAUGAUAAAAGACUGAAAAAUGGGAAGAAAGCUCUAGCCGAAGCAUCUAUUAUUGUGAGGGAGCACACACCAUCAACAAACCUCUUCAUGUGCCUUUGGUUCAACGAGGUAGUUCGAUUCACAUCUCGGGACCAGAUAAGCUUUCCCUACGUCUUGAGGCGGCUACAGACGCCAGGAAUCAACAUGUUCCCUGUAUGCACUCGAAAAGAUCUGGUGAACAGUAUGGGCCACAAGCAAAAAGUGAAACCUCUUCCAAGACAGUUUAUUUGAGAAUCUGAAUCUCUCUCUCUCUCUCUCUCUCUCUCUCUCUCUCUCUCUAUUUUUAAUGUUUCUUCUAAUCAUUCAUUGGCAAAUAGCAUCUCUAACCCAUAACUUGCAUGUAAUGAUUCUGCUUAUUACUCCCUCCAAAUGGUCCACAUUCUUGGUCUAGUCGGUUGAUCUAAUUUCUUCGCAAUGAUUUAUUUAACUCUCUACUAGGAUAAUUUGCCCUGAGGAGACCAACUUGUCCUCUAA
Ananas comosus (pineapple) is the source of this 1914-nucleotide messenger RNA. RefSeq lists its product as uncharacterized. NCBI's taxonomy places the organism in Eukaryota, Viridiplantae, Streptophyta, Magnoliopsida, Poales, Bromeliaceae. The record is from RefSeq and is a predicted model, not a curated record. Bases 196 to 1671 code for a protein of 491 amino acids. The transcript is spliced from 6 exons.